ACAUAAUAAUCUCAGCCUCAACACACAUAUAUAGAGAGCCAACAACACAAACAUAGAGAUUCCAGAAAAGAAAAGAAAAGAAAAAGAAAUCAUAGGUCCUCUGAGGAAAUUCCGAUUAGAUGACAGAAGGAGAAGAAUAUUCUCCGAUAAUGAUGUCAGCAGAUCCAUUCAUGAGCAUGAAGAAGAUGAAGAAGAGCAAUCAAAAGAACAACAACCAGAGAAGGUUUAGCGACGAGCAGAUCAAGUCACUGGAGAUGAUGUUCGAGUCAGAGACGAGGCUUGAGCCAAGGAAGAAGGUUCAAUUAGCGAGAGAGCUUGGGUUGCAGCCGAGACAAGUGGCAAUAUGGUUUCAGAACAAGAGGGCUCGUUGGAAGUCAAAGCAGCUAGAGACAGAGUUCAACAUCCUCAGACAAAACUACAACGACUUGGCUUCUCAGUUUGAGUCCCUCAAGAAAGAAAAGCAAGCUUUAGUCUCUGAGUUGCAGAGGUUAAACGAGGCGAUGCAGAAAACACAGGAGGAAGAAAGGCAGUGUUGUGGUGAUCAAGCGGUGGUGGCUCUAAGCAGCACGGAUCAUGAAUCAGAAAUCGAAGAGAACCCGAGGCGCGAACAGGAAGAGCUUAGACCGGAGAUGGAGAUGUGUGAGAAGGGUCAUCAUGACCAUCAUGAUGAUGGUCAUAAUAACAACAACAACAUCAAGAGAGAAUAUUUGGGCGGGUUUGAGGAAGAAGCAGAUCAGUUAAUGAACAUUGUGGAGCCAGCUGAUAGUUGCUUGACAUCAUCUGAUGACUGGAGAGGUUUCAGAUCAGAUACUAAUCUCUUGGACCAGUCAAGCAGCAAUUACCCAUGGUGGGAUUUUUGGUCAUGAAAACAAAAAUGAAGAGGCAAACAUAUUUAGUCUUUUUGCAGACUAAAAGAUGUUGAAUAGAGAGAUUGGAUACAUGUUCAAAAACCGAAAUUUACAAAAGCAAACGUAUCCAUCACAUGACUUGAGCCACGGAUAUAGAGGUUUUGGGUCCAGCAAAUGACUCGUCGAAAGCAGCAGCAGGGAUUUUGAGCUGAAAUCUCAUGUGGUCUUUGUCUGUAUAAAUUGUGUGUUAGAAAGUCGUAUAUUCUCUCAGUUAAUCAUUCUGUUAUAAGUAGUAGUAAGUAGUCAUCAUGCUUUGUAGCAAACUAGUAAGUUUAAGACUUGAUUUGGAUGAAUAAAAAUACUCAAAAGGCAAUAGAAUCA
This is a messenger RNA of Eutrema salsugineum, 1229 nucleotides long. RefSeq names its product homeobox-leucine zipper protein ATHB-7. Gene Ontology annotation, biological process: positive regulation of DNA-templated transcription. The transcript has 2 exons. Bases 120 to 866 code for a protein of 248 amino acids. Gene Ontology annotation, cellular component: nucleus. Gene Ontology annotation, molecular function: DNA-binding transcription factor activity, RNA polymerase II-specific; sequence-specific DNA binding. The record is from RefSeq and is a predicted model, not a curated record. NCBI's taxonomy places the organism in Eukaryota, Viridiplantae, Streptophyta, Magnoliopsida, Brassicales, Brassicaceae.